This is a messenger RNA of Pygocentrus nattereri (red-bellied piranha), 1804 nucleotides long. It is a transcript of the gene svopl, whose product is annotated as SVOP-like. Gene Ontology annotation, molecular function: transmembrane transporter activity. The transcript is spliced from 16 exons. Gene Ontology annotation, cellular component: membrane. Gene Ontology annotation, biological process: transmembrane transport. Lineage: Eukaryota; Metazoa; Chordata; Actinopteri; Characiformes; Serrasalmidae. Bases 186 to 1733 code for a protein of 515 amino acids. The record is from RefSeq and is a predicted model, not a curated record.
ACCUGUUGGCAGGUGCACGGGACUUUGUUUUUGAAAGAAAUGGGCGACCGAAGGUGCAGCCGGCCCGGGAUUUUUUAACCACAAUCACUACCACUUACUUCUCCAGCCCUUUGAAGAAGGCAGGAUCCUUCAUCAUUUGAGUGAGUGAGUGAGUGAGUGAGUGAGUGAGUGAGUGAGUGAGGAGGAUGACGGGAGGACGCAAGGGCUCCUCCAUGAAGACUCAGCUGGUGAAUGCUAUCCAGCUGCAGGAGUUGGAGGAGGAGGAGGUGGAGGUGGAGGUGCAGCAGGAGGAGGAAGAGAGGAACAAGAGAGAUGCAGUUCAGAACCAGGCCAAUGGUACGCAAGGUCAGAAAUUCUAUAGUGUGGAGGAGGCUGUGGAGAGUAUCGGCUUUGGACGCUUUCACAUCCUCCUCUUUAUUAUUAUGGGCAGUGCUAAUAUUGUAGAGGCGAUGGAGAUCAUGUUGUUGGCUGUGGUUUCUCCUGAGAUUCGAUGCGAGUGGCAUCUGGAGGAUUGGCAGGUGGCCCUGGUCUCCACGAUGGUGUUCCUCGGCUUCAUGGUAUGCGGGGUGCUCUGCGGAUAUGUGGCAGACAAGUAUGGACGCUGGAAGGUGGUGUUCGGAGGCUUUGUGUGGGCUGCGUAUUUCUCUGUGCUCACGUCAUUCGCACCAUCCUACGGCUGGUUUAUUUUCUUGCGCAGCAUGGUGGGCUGUGGAGUAGCAGCCACGUCACAAGGGUUUGUUCUGAAGACUGAGUUCAUCCCUGCCAAACACAGAGCGUUCCUGCUGCCGCUUGCUUCAAUCUUCUGGAUGAUGGGCUCUUUGCUCAUCAUCAUUCUGGGCAUGACAGUUGUGCCCACGCUGGGCUGGCGGUGGAUGAUUCGACUGUCCGUCGUCCCUGGUCUCAUACUCAUUGGACUCUUCCAGUUAAUCCCUGAGUCAGCGAGGUUCCAGGUCUCAGCAGGUAAUGUAGAAGGUGCAGUUGCUACCUUGAAAUGGAUCGCUAAGAUGAAUGGAGCCAGUUUGCCAGAGGGAGAGCUACGGGAACCUGUAGUGACAGAGAGAGGAAAUGCAGUCACACUGAUCAGUCCAAGCUUCAGAAGAACAUCUCUCCUGCUGUGGUACUCAUGGUUUGUGGCCUCCUUCUCCUACUAUGGUUCAGUGCUGAGCAGUUCAGAGCUGCUGGAGAAGAAUCUUCUGUGUGUGACUGACGCUGAUGAAAAGCACAGCAUCAAACACAUCAAGGAGGGGGAGCUAUGCUACUGCAUCCCCUUUAACAUGGCUGACUACCAGACCCUCCUCAUCAGCUGCCUGGGAGAGGUGGCACUGAUCCCUCUAAACAUCGGCUUGUUGAACACUGUGGGGCGGAAAAGCAGCAUGAUCAUCCUGCUGCUUCUCUCAGCCAUCUUCUUCAUGCUGGUUAAUAUUUGCACUACAAUGUUUGGUUUCACUGUGCUGCUGUUCCUGCUUCGCUCGCUGGUCUCAAUGAAUUUUAAUGUGGUUUAUAUUUACACCGCAGAGGUCUAUCCUACAUCAGUGCGUUCCAUAGGAAUGGGCUUCUGCACUUCAUUCAGUCGUAUCGGGGGGAUGAUCGCGCCAUUUAUAGCCCAGGUGUUGAUGUCAAAGUCGGUGCUGUUAGCCUUAUGUCCGUUUUCUGUGACAUGUUGUCUGUGUGCUGUGGGGACUAUCCUGUUACCUAUCGAGACCAGAGGACGGGCCUUAUUGCAAAAUGAAUAAUGCACACCUGCUGAAGAUGAAACUAUGGUUAACUUUGGUAAUAUGAUUAAACCGGACAUUCUUUUACAAAA